AUGGACACCCUUCUCGACAAGAAGUUUACCUGGACGUCACAUCUUCUUCGCCGCGCCAUAUUCCUUACCCUGUUACCUAUUCUUGGUAUGGCAUACACGGUGUCGUCAGCUGGAGGUCACAUACCGGUACCUGUUCCUGUCCUUUUCGCUACUCUGAUAGGCACCAUAUCCGCCCUUGCAGUAGCCGAAUGUAAUGGACUAAUCAUGGAGAACUUCGACUGCUCCGACCUACUCCCGGGUAUGAUUGGCCGUCCCAGAGGCUAUUCGAACAAGCAACCUAAGCGCACAAACUAUUCGUCCCAUCCGCGGAUAGCUGCUGGGUUUGCUGUCUGCCAUACCUUUGGCUUUCUCCUUGCGGCACUGGCGACCGCUGUAGCCGGAACAGCACAGCGAAACCUCGGCCAGCGGGAGGCAACCGGUAUUGUAGCUGGCGUGCUGUUUUUGUUGACUGUCCUCUUGCUUGCAGUCCUUGUUCGUUUCAAGGAAAUUGAAAUCAUCCCGGUCUCGAAGACCGUCGAGAUGGAGAAGUGGCAGAAGAUUCGUCGUGAAAGCAUUCGUAAAUCUAUCAUUGAGAUCAAGGCUGGAAGACCCCUUCCAGUGACGAUGACUGAUGAGGAGAUCUGGCGCCCUCACCUUCCCGGAAACCCAUCAAGCCAAUUCCGAAGAGUCAACAUACUGGAGUUGGGCGCAAUGACAAGAUGGACCGAGAUCCGGAAGAAGAACAAGCUGAUUGACGAAUCGGCCGCACAUUUGAAUCGCGCAGCGCUCGAGUCUGCGCGCAUGGCUGUCGAAGAUGCCACUGGAAUUGGUGCAAGAACUACAAACCUUAUUCGAAAGGUCAGCAGUCGCAAGGGAAGGAGAAAGCAGGGCCAACCCCAACGCACGAUGUACAAUCACCGAGGUGUGCCAGUUCAGACGGAAGAAGCAGGCCCAAGCCGCGGUGACACAACGUCGCCCGACAAGUUUGGUCUUUAUCGGUUUGAUGCUGAGCCAACGAGGGUAGGCAAGCAAACACCUACUUUGACAGUGCCUCGUGAAUCGGAUGGUUUCUCCUUCCAAGCACAUUCUGACCGAGAGGCUGGGAGUGUGCUUGAGCGUCCCGUCCCUGAAAAUGAUGAGGAAAUGGAUGAUUUUAUCACUUCCUCGGAAGAUGAUGGGAACGACAGAAUUGAGUUGGACGAACUGGGACCCUUGGAGGGCCCCCCAAGCGGGCAUGCAAGGAAGGAGGUUUGA
Messenger RNA from Sordaria macrospora k-hell, 1233 nucleotides. RefSeq lists its product as uncharacterized. NCBI's taxonomy places the organism in Eukaryota, Fungi, Ascomycota, Sordariomycetes, Sordariales, Sordariaceae. The record is from RefSeq and is a predicted model, not a curated record.